Messenger RNA from Poecile atricapillus (Black-capped chickadee), 2547 nucleotides. RefSeq names its product grainyhead like transcription factor 3 (gene GRHL3). Bases 73 to 1881 code for a protein of 602 amino acids. Gene Ontology annotation, molecular function: DNA-binding transcription activator activity, RNA polymerase II-specific; RNA polymerase II cis-regulatory region sequence-specific DNA binding. Gene Ontology annotation, cellular component: nucleus. Gene Ontology annotation, biological process: regulation of transcription by RNA polymerase II. The transcript is spliced from 16 exons. The record is from RefSeq and is a predicted model, not a curated record. NCBI's taxonomy places the organism in Eukaryota, Metazoa, Chordata, Aves, Passeriformes, Paridae.
UCGCAGGGAAUGGGAGUGUGAAGAGCCCCAGCACAGCCCUGCGCUGCCCUGCUCUCCGGCCACCGCCGAAAUAUGUCCAAUGAACUGGAUUUUAGAUCCGUGCGUCUGAUGAAGAAUGACACCAUGAACUUCCAGAAAUUCCCCUACACCAGCGAAGAUGAAGCCUGGAAAAGCUACCUGGAGAACCCCCUGACUGCAGCCACCAAGGCCAUGAUGAGGGUGAACGGGGACGACGACAGCGUGGCCGCCCUCAGCCUCCUCUACGACUACUACAUGGUCCCGAAGGAGAAGAGGAUUCUCCCGGCUGGGAUGAUGGGACGCAAUGACCUGGCAAAGAGCAGGCACUGCCACGGGAUGGAUUAUGAGCCUGAGAUCCCCUCCUUCGAUGGCUCAGCCCAUCUCAUGAAGCUCCUGUCAGAAAACGUCUCCAUGGCCCAGGAGUUCUGCGAGCCCCCCAAGAAGAAUGGCCUGAGUCUCGAAGGUGUCCCUGCUCCUCACAAGGCAGCCCUGCUCCCUCCAGGCACCAGCAAGCUGGAAACCACCCCAGAAAACUUCCUGGUGGCCCCGGGGGACGUGUACGACAGCAGCUCCCUGAACUCGCUGUUCGAGAGCCUGCCCAUGGCCCCCGCGCAGCAGCGCUGGCAGCCAGACAGCACCUUCAAGGAGGAUCCCCAGGAGACGCUGCUCUUCAGUGACAUCCUCAAACCCCAGCCAGAGCCACCCUGCCCCGAGAGCUUCCCCACGGACGGAGUGAAGAGUGACUUUGAAUACACUCUGGGGUCACCCAAAGCCAUUCACAUCAAAUCUGGGGACUCUCCCAUGGCCUACCUCAACAAAGGACAGUUCUACCCCAUCACACUGCGGACAGCUGGAGACAGCAAAUGUUUGCACUUGUCCUCAAAUAAAGUGAAGAGCGUGGUGAUGAUCGUGUUUGACAAUGAGAAGAUCCCCACGGAGCAGCUGAAGUUCUGGAAGCACUGGCACUCCCGGCAGCCCACGGCCAAGCAGAGGGUCAUCGACGUGGCUGACUGCAAGGAGAACUUCAACACGGUGCAGAACAUCGAGGAGCUGGCCUACAACGCCCUGUCCUUCGUGUGGAACAUCCACGAGGAAGCCAAGGUGUUUAUUGGGGUGAACUGCCUGAGCACAGACUUCUCCUCGCAGAAGGGAGUGAAGGGUGUCCCCCUGAACCUGCAGAUCGACACCUACGACUGUGGCAGUGGCAGCAGCCAGCUGGUGCACAGGGCUGUCUGCCAGAUCAAGAUCUUCUGUGACAAGGGAGCAGAGAGGAAAAUGAGGGAUGAUGAAAGGAAACAGUUCCGAAGGAAAGGAAAAUGCCUGGACUCCAACAACAAUGGUCUGAAAGGCUGUUUGCUCUCUGGCUUCAGAGGGAAUGAGAUCACGUUCCUGCGGCCCGAGAGCGACCUGGAGACGCAGCCGGUGCUGUUCAUCCCCAACGUGCACUUCUCCACCCCGCAGAGGUGUGGCUCGGUGCUCCCUCCCGCUGUUCCCAGCUCUGCAAACAGGCUGCCCCUGAAGCGCAGCGGUGCCUCCUUCACCGACGACUUCGAGCCCAUCCCUCCGAAGCACAGCAAGGAUGAAGAUCCCCAGAGAGUGCUGCUCUACGUGCGCAGGGAGGCCGAGGAGGUGUUUGAUGCUCUCAUGUUGAAGACCCCGGACCUGCAGGGCCUCAGGACAGCUAUUUCAGAAAAAUAUGGGCUUCCUGAAGAAAGCAUUUAUAAAGUCUACAAAAAGUGCAAAAGAGGGAUCCUGGUGAACAUGGACAACAACAUCAUCCAGCACUACAGCAACCACAUGGCCUUUCUGCUGGACAUGGUAGAGGCAGAGAACAAGUUCCAGAUCAUCCUCAAGGAGCUCUAAAGAGCUGCAGGCAGCACUUCCUGGGACUUCUCUCCGAGCUGGCACGUGUGACCCCACAGAACUCAGCCCCGUGCCCCCUCUUGUUGCCUUGACUUGAAUUGAACCCCCUGGCCCUGGGGCUGGGCCACAGACUGCUGUGAGAUCAUCCUGUGAACGUGGAACUUGGCUCUGUGGAGUUGUUAUUAUUAAUAUUAUUAUUAUUAUUAUUUUUUAUUAUAUUUUAUUCCCUUCUGGCACCGGGCCUGAGCUGCUGUUUCAGAGCUGGGCACACGAAGCGACGCUGCCAGGCCUGGGCAGAGAGCAGAGCUGGUGGCCCUGGCAGUGACUGAUGCCAGCCCAGGCCUCUCCACAGACCCUGCAGAGCUUUCCCAGCAGGGCUGAGCUCAGCUCUGAGCUCCUCUCUGGCACAGAGACUCUCCCAGACACAGCCACAGCUCCUGCUGAAUGGACUCUGCCACAUCUCUGACUGUAAAUACCACGGAGGCCUCCACAACCCUUGUUUAUACAUUUCUGUGUUGUUCCUUUUGUAUUUUAUAUGUAUAAAUAUGCAUUGUUUUAUACUGGACUCAGUAUGGUGACACAGAGCAUUUCAAACACAGGCUGCUUCACAUUUCUCCGUGAACUCCUUUUGUAACUGUGUUGUUUUGGAUAUUCUGUAGUAAUAAA